UUCUGGACUUUGCAAACUGACAUAUAAAAGCUGCUAGCUGCUUUUGUAGCCAGCAGCAGUCAAAACUUGCAGGCUUUUGCUCUCUGAGAGCUUGUAAUAAGACACUCUGCUCUUACAAGAGUUCAGGCUACAACAUAACAAAGAACCUUACCUUGUUGGAGGAACAGUAUAUUCAUUUUGGCAUUGUGCAGAGCAAAGCAAACCUGGUAGACUUCUCCACCCCUCAAAAUGAUAGCAAUCUCUGCAUCCAGCCUCGCGAUCCUAUUGUCCCUUGUCUGUGAAGCACGCACCGUCAUCUUACUCAAUUCCACUGACUCAUCUACGCCAACCAAUAACUUCACUGAUAUUGAAGCCGCCCUCAGCACACCACUAGAGUCUGCGGAUAUACCCAAAUCCAGACGGAAGCGCUACAUCUCGCAGAAUGACAUGAUCGCCAUCCUUGAUUACCAUAAUCAAGUUCGGGGCAAAGUGUUCCCACCAGCAGCAAACAUGGAAUAUAUGGUCUGGGAUGAAAACCUUGCAAAAUCUGCCGAGGCUUGGGCAGCCACCUGCAUUUGGGACCACGGACCUUCUUAUUUGCUGAGGUUUUUGGGUCAAAAUCUAUCUGUAAGAACUGGAAGAUAUCGCUCUAUUCUCCAGUUGGUCAAGCCAUGGUAUGAUGAAGUGAAAGAUUAUGCCUUUCCUUAUCCCCAGGACUGCAACCCUCGGUGUCCUAUGCGAUGCUUUGGUCCCAUGUGCACACAUUAUACACAGAUGGUUUGGGCCACUUCUAAUCGAAUAGGAUGUGCAAUUCAUACUUGCCAAAACAUGAAUGUCUGGGGAUCUGUAUGGCGACGGGCGGUGUACUUAGUUUGCAACUAUGCCCCUAAGGGUAACUGGAUUGGAGAAGCACCAUACAAAGUAGGAGUGCCAUGCUCAUCGUGUCCUCCGAGUUAUGGGGGAGCCUGCACUGACAAUCUGUGCUUUCCCGGAGUAACGUCAAACUACCUGUACUGGUUUAAAUAAGCUUAUAUUUUUAUCCCAUCUGGCAGAUACAUUGUUUUCUGGACUAAUAAGCAUAUAUAUAUAGUGAAGUUUGAACAUAUCAUACAUAUUUUAUUAUAAUCCUGUUUUCAUUUUAAUAAAUUGUCUCAUAUAUUUCUAGGGUUUUAAGUCUUAGAUACAAGCAAAAUAUCAAUUUCUAUUUUUGACCUUAAAUUUAAAUUAAAAUAUUAUAUAUGUAGUGAUGACAUAGUUGUUGCAUCCAAAACCUGCAUUUUCAGAGACAUUAUGUCAUUAUGUCCCUAAGGAAUGAAAUGUAUGUUCAAGCUGUAAUAUAUGUGUACGUAUAUGUAUA
Molecule: messenger RNA, 1336 nt
Organism: Acomys russatus (golden spiny mouse)
Lineage: Eukaryota; Metazoa; Chordata; Mammalia; Rodentia; Muridae
Gene: Pi15
Product: peptidase inhibitor 15
Exons: 6
Coding region: 229-1005 (258 amino acids)
Cellular component (GO): extracellular region
Source: RefSeq, a predicted model, not a curated record